GUGGCAGCAAGACGAGUCACAGCGUUCAGGCUGAACACAGGUCUAAAAGAAGGAGGAGGGAGAAGAGAAAGUAGCUGAAGUGCCGAGAUCUAGAUAGACUGCCUGGAUCAAGACAUCUUUCAGUCUGUUUUUCGGAAUAAAGGAUGGCGGUGAACACAGGGACGUCUCUGGUGUUGUCCAGCCUGUUGUCCGUGCUGGUCUUUGCAGGGAUGCAGAUGUUCAGCAGGCAGCUGGGCUCCUCUGAGUGGCUGACCAUCCUGGGAGGCUUCCUGGGCUCUGUGCUCUUCGUCUGCUCCCUCACUGCCUUCAAUAAUCUGGAGAAUCUUGUCUUUGGUAAAGGCUUCCAGGCAAAAAUCUUCCCAGAGAUUCUGUUGUGCCUGUUUCUAUCCCUCUUUGCCUCCGGUUUGGUGCAUCGCGUGUGUGUCACCACAUGUUUGAUAUUCUCACUCUUCGCCCUCUACUACAUCAACAAAGUAUCUGCAGCUCUUUACCAGGCUGCGGUUCCGGUGGCAACUCCCGCCAAAACCACCAGCAAGGGAAAGAGGAAGAACUAAAGCACUGAAACUGUCCGUUAUUGUCCAAACAGCCCUACACAUGGCGUCAGUGUACCACAGUGAAGCGAAUCAUUACACUGCAGUAACAUUUUCUUUAGAAGUUAAAAGAUUGUAUGAUUUCUACAUUCCAUUCAUUCCCAGUCAUUUUUAAGUCCCAAUCAGGUGUUUCUGGAAUGGCAUCACAGCUGCCCUAAGGCUAGCUGGGAGUUUAAAGAGCAUAUUAUUAAUGGACAUAUUUGUAUGUUUACGCAGUUGCAGUCUUGCAGCCUGCUUGUUCACAUGGAAAAGCCUGAGUUUCUUCAGUGGAAUAAUCUGGCCUCCCACUUACAGUGAUUCCUGACAGGAAAUGUCAAGAUAAGUCACUAUCUUGUCUUGCCGGUCAUAGCUGUGUGAAUUGGUUCCACUUACAAAGUAUUUUUGUUAAAGGAUUUGUUAUUAAAACACUGAAAAAGACUA
Messenger RNA from Colossoma macropomum (tambaqui), 1010 nucleotides. It is a transcript of the gene krtcap2, whose product is annotated as keratinocyte associated protein 2. NCBI's taxonomy places the organism in Eukaryota, Metazoa, Chordata, Actinopteri, Characiformes, Serrasalmidae. The record is from RefSeq and is a predicted model, not a curated record. The transcript is spliced from 5 exons. The coding region runs from base 144 to 554 and encodes 136 amino acids.